Messenger RNA from Striga hermonthica, 441 nucleotides. The record is from the annotation of a GenBank genome assembly. Lineage: Eukaryota; Viridiplantae; Streptophyta; Magnoliopsida; Lamiales; Orobanchaceae.
AUGGCGUCGUCUCAGGUAGACGAGGUAGCAAACAAAUUCAACGAGUGCGCGCCACAGUCCGCCAAGAAUCUUGUUUCGAAAGCCCAAUCCAUCAUGAAGAAAGCAUCCGAACUAGCCCAUGAGCUGACGGCGGAAGCCCGAGUGAAGGGUCCACUUGCAGCCAUUUCCCAUGCCGGCACAAUCUCAAAACAGGUGGCAGUCAAUCAGCUUGUGGUGGUUUGGUACAAGGCCAACAAGCACCCGAUCAUGCACGGCUUGUUUGAAAUGGCUAUUCCAACUGCUGCUCACUGGUCGGAAAAGUACAACAAGCUGGUCAAGAACCUGAGCAAAAAAGGGUUUACUUUCAUGGGCUAUGUUCCUUUGGUCCCGGUUGAGGAAAUAUCGGUGGCGUAUAAACAGGUGGAGGCAGCUGAGGGCAAGAGUGAGUCGGACAAGGAAUAA